This is a messenger RNA of Tripterygium wilfordii, 3140 nucleotides long. Its product is annotated as mannosylglycoprotein endo-beta-mannosidase-like. Gene Ontology annotation, molecular function: hydrolase activity, hydrolyzing O-glycosyl compounds. Gene Ontology annotation, biological process: carbohydrate metabolic process. Bases 185 to 3109 code for a protein of 974 amino acids. Lineage: Eukaryota; Viridiplantae; Streptophyta; Magnoliopsida; Celastrales; Celastraceae. The record is from RefSeq and is a predicted model, not a curated record. The transcript has 11 exons.
UGUGUCUCCCUCUCGUGCCCUCGUUGCUUUCGACAAGGACGAUUCCGCAACAGAGAAACCAGCUGUUUUUUUUAAAAAAUAAAAUUAAUUGGACACCAUUUAUAAAGUCUUUGAGUUUUUCUCUGGUGUUCAGUACUUCACUCCAUUACAGGUUCAGGGUUUUUGGGUAUGCGAGUGUGCAACAAUGGUGGAGACAACUCAGACAAGGAAGAUAAUACUCGACUCGGGCUGGCUCGCUGCGCGGUCCACGGAGGUUGAACUUGAUGGGACUCAGCUUACAACCACCCACCCUCCGACUGAUCCCACCGCGCGGUGGAUGGAGGCUGUCGUCCCCGGAACUGUGUUGGGAACACUAGUGAAGAACAAAGUUGUGCCGGAUCCAUUUUAUGGAUUGAAAAACAAGGCAAUCAUUGAUAUAGGUAAAUCGGGGAGGGAUCACUACACAUUCUGGUUUUUCACAACUUUCCAAUUCAAGCUGUCAGAAAAUCAGCAUACGGAUCUGAAUUUUCGCGCAAUCAAUUACUCUGCGGAAGUAUACUUAAACGGGCACAAAUUUGUCCUACCUAAAGGGAUGUUUCGAAGACACAGUCUUGAUGUUACAGAUUUUCUGCACCCAGAUGGUCAAAAUUUUCUGGCAGUUCUGGUCUACCCUCCGGAUCAUCCGGGGAAAAUCCCCCGCAGCGGUGGGCAAGGUGGUGAUCAUGAGAUUGGUAAAGAUGUUGCUACACAAUAUGUCGAGGGUUGGGAUUGGGUAGCUCCUAUAAGGGAUAGGAACACUGGCAUAUGGGAUGAAGUUUCACUUGUUGUCACUGGGCCUGUGAAAAUAAUUGAUCCCCACUUGGCUUCAACAUUUUAUGAUCGAUACCAUAGGGUCUAUUUGCAUGCUACAACUCAAUUAAAAAAUAAAGGUUCCCGGGUUGCCAUUUGUUCUUUGAAUAUCCAAUAUUGGACAUUUGAACUUGAGGGAAACAUUUGUUUGGUAGAUCAUCUUCAGACUCAGCAUCUGUCAAUUCCUCCUGGAGCACAAAUUCAGUAUACAUUUCCUGAGAUUUAUUUGUACAAGCCCCACUUAUGGUGGCCGAAUGGUAUGGGAGAGCAAUCCCUUUACAAUGUGACAAUUACAGUUGAAGUAAAUGGAUAUGGAGAAUCUGAUUCAUGGAGCCAUCUUCAUGGAUUCCGCAAGAUUGAGAGUUAUAUUGAUAGUGCCACUGGAGGAAGGUUGUUUAAGGUCAAUGGGCAGCCUAUUUUUAUACGCGGUGGUAAUUGGAUACUAUCAGAUGGAUUACUACGGCUUUCUGAAGCUCGUUACAGAACAGAAAUCAAGUAUCAUGCCGAUCUGAAUUUAAACAUGAUCCGUUGUUGGGGUGGUGGUUUGGCUGAGAGACCUGAAUUUUAUCGUUAUUGUGAUAUUUAUGGAUUGCUUGUUUGGCAAGAAUUUUGGAUUACAGGAGAUGUUGAUGGAGGUUCCAACGGCCCCCUUGACCAUGACCUUUUUAUGCUAUGUGCAAGAGACACUGUAAAACUCCUGAGGAAUCAUCCUAGUCUUGCUCUUUGGGUUGGUGGGAAUGAACAAGUUCCACCAGAUGACAUCAAUACAGCUUUAAAAACUGAACUGGAACUUCAUCCACAUCAUAAGAAUGUCAAUGAAACUGAAAAUUCUGUGCAUAAUUUAUCUGCCAGUUGGAAGGAUCCUAGCGAAUAUCUUGAUAGUACGCGAAUUUACAUCCAAGGAUCCUUGUGGGAUGGCUUUGCAGAUGGACAAGGGGGCUUUACUGAUGGCCCUUAUAAAAUCCAGAAUCCUGAAAGCUUCUUUAAGGAUGAUUUUUACUCUUAUGGAUUCAAUCCUGAAGUUGGUUCGGUAGGGAUGCCAGUCGCAGCUACCAUCAGAGCUACCAUGCCACCUGAGGGAUGGACAAUCCCAAUAUUUAAGAAGCUAUCCGAUAGUUACAUAGAAGAAACUCCAAACCCCAUAUGGGAAUACCAUAAAUAUCAUCCCUAUUCAAACCCAGGCGAGGUUCAUGAUCAAAUUUUGCUCUAUGGGGUCCCAAAAGAUCUUGAUGACUUUUGUUUGCAGGCCCAACUUGCUAACUACAUUCAAUACAGAGCUUUACUUGAGGGCUGGAAUUCUCAUAUGUGGAAAAAGUAUACUGGUGUUUUGAUUUGGAAGACUCAGAAUCCUUGGACGGGUCUCAGAGGUCAGUUUUACGAUCAUCUCCUUGACCAAACAGCGGGAUUCUAUGGCUGUCGCUGUGCUGCAGAGCCCAUCCAUGUCCAGCUAAAUCUGGUCACAUAUUUUAUAGAGAUUAUUAAUACUACGUCAGAGGAAUUAUCUGAUAUAGCCAUAGAAGUAUCUGUGUGGGAUCUGGAAGGAACAUGUCCAUAUCAAGAAGUUCACGAAAAUCUCUCCAUCCCUAGGAAGAAAACAGUACCGAUUACUCAGAUGAAGUAUCCGAAGUCCAAGAAUCAUCCCAAGCCAGUCUACUUUCUUCUCCUCAAACUGUACAAUAUGUCAGAUCAUAGCAUCAUAUCCAGGAACUUCUACUGGUUGCAUCUGGCAGGUGGAGAUUACAAGCUUUUAGAGCCAUACAGGAAGAAGAGAAUACCCCUCAAGGUAACAUCAAAGACUUCUAUCGAAGGAUCCACUUAUGAAAUUGAAAUGCAAGUGCAGAAUACAUCAAAGAAACUGGACUCAAGAGGUUCAAGUUUAAAUUAUAAGAAUAAUUUCAUCGCCAGACAUGGCGAUGGAGAUUUUGAUAUGACCUCAUUGAAACAUGUACACAGUAGAAGUGAAGGAAAAGGUGGUUCUAGUUUAUUUCAGAGGAUCUUCAGAAAUUUUUCGAGGGAAAGCGAUGGUUCGAGAGUUGUUGAAAUAAAUGGAGAUGAUGUAGGAGUUGCUUUCUUCCUUCAUUUAUCUGUUCAUGUUUCAAAGACAGACUACAAGGAAGGAGAAGACUCAAGAAUUCUCCCAGUUCAUUAUUCUGACAACUAUUUCUCACUUGUCCCAGGUGAGGUUAUGCCCAUCAAUCUCUCUUUUGAUGUUCCUCCUGGUGUCACCCCAACAGUAUUGCUCAAGGGCUGGAAUUACAACGGCGAGCAUGCAGUUAUUUGAAAAUUUAGUGUUUAUGGUAUUUGUUAUGCUC